CUUUCUUUCUCUGUCUUUGUUUCUAUUUCUGGCUUAAUGGUAUUCUUUCUGGUUGUCUGUCCUUCUCACCUUUGCAUUUUGCUCAGUAGCUACAGUAAAUCAGUUACUUUGUGGCGUAUUGUAGCAUACGUUCUGUACAUUCUAUUGUACAUCAUCACACAUGCUUUAACAAUCCAUUGUUUCCCUUAUGGUCUAGUUGCAGUAUAUCUCCUUGGCCUCCUGGUGAAAGAUGGAACUGUCCAGUUGUCCGGCUCCGUUGCUGAUUGGUGAUGACAGCCUGCAGAACUGGUGUGUGAUUGGCUCAGGAGGGUUUGGACAGAUCCACAAGGCCAGACAUGUAGAUUGGGGGUUGGACGUGGCCAUCAAGUUGCUGCAUUAUGAUGAUGGCUCCAGCUCGUCUCUGCUCAGAGAGGCAGACCUCAUGCGCCAGGGGGGGAGCUCGUAUGUCCUCAGGAUCCUAGGGGUGUACCAGGGAUGUCCCCCCUGCUCCGGCCUCUCCAGCCACCUGGGCCUGGUCAUGGAGUUUAUGGAGAGGGGAUCCCUGGCGGCCCUCCAGGAACGUCUCUCCGCCCCCCCACCCUGGCCUCUGUCCUUCCGCCUGGUCCACCAGGUGGCUCUGGGAAUGAACUUCCUCCACCACCUCGAUCCGCCCCUGCUGCACCUGGAUCUCAAGCCCAGUAACGUGCUGCUGGAUGACAGCCUCCACGCCAAGCUGACAGAUUUCGGCCUAGCCAGGGUUUACCACAGCGUUUCCAAAGCGAACAGGAAGGACACGGGAGAGGACGGCGGUACAUUAACUUACAUGCCACCAGAGGCUUUUGACAUGACAUACAAGCCCACCCAUGCCUCGGAUAUCUACAGCUAUGGCAUACUACUCUGGUCCAUUAUCACUGGCGAAGAGCCAUAUCCUAAUGCCCAGUCCAGUUUGGUGCGGUUCCGGAUCCCCCAGGGGGAUAGACCCUCUCUGGCCACUUUGGACAGGGACCAGGUCGAAGGGCUGGUGGAACUGGUGGACCUCAUGAAGAGAUGCUGGGAUACGAAGCCCACCCUGAGACCCUCAUUCCUAGACUGCCUUGCUGUGACAGAGAUGAUUUACGAGAAACACAAACAAGGGAUAAAUGAUGCCGUUCAUGAAGUGCAGAAGAAACUGGACUCAGAGAGUGAUCAGAGUAUAACAUCCACUGUCGCUGCCCUUCAUAUCUCACAGCCAUCAGGAAUUCAAAAACACAAAGUGGAAAUCUCUGAUCGUGUGAAGACUGAACCUCCCCGAAGACAGGAAACGGCUGGUGGUUUGACCUCGAAACAGAAAUAUAAAGAGUAUUCGUCCCUUCAACCCCCAUCGCAGCCAGUGAGAAGGUCAAAUGCAGAUCCGGUCCAUUCUUCAACCAAUCUCAAACCAAAACCUGUACCCAAUCAUGACUGCAAACCAACAGCUUUCCCCUCUGCGUCUAAUCAAAGUCCAGCGGGACAUUUUCAGCGCCAGCAUUCCACUCCAGUUACCCCAUCCAAUUAUUCCACAGAUGGAAUCUACAUCAACAUGAGCAAUGUGACAGGACUCCAGUUGGGUGACAAUAACUGCAUGUUCAUCGGGUCGCAACAUCAAAGUAAACGCCACAGAAACCCCACAGCCCCAUCUAGAGUUAACUUCCCAGCAGCGCAGCCAAGGAACCCUAAAGCUCCUGAGCCAUGGUGAAGUCAGUAACACUCCCAGCUCUAUGCCCGUGAACGAAUCCCUGCCGGAGACCGGGGUUCAAUCCUCGACCGCCUCUCACACUUUGUCUCUCAUCUUAACCUGUCACCUCCUCUGUUUCUAAUCUAUCUGUAAUAAAAACACAAAAUAUUGAGAUUCACUCUCCUUAAAAAAAAUGAAAUUUUAAAGGAUAAUUCUCCUUUUUUUUAUUACUUUUUUGUAACAUUUUGAAUGAUGAAAUCCUGUGCAGCUAGAGAGCAUGGAUUGAUCCAUCUUUGUCCUUUUCAUUCUGUUAAAUUUGCCCACGAGGGACUGGUCUGUACUGACACUUUUAUAUCUUUGUACUAAAACAAGUUCUCAAUUUGUUGUGCUUCAGGGAAGUCAAUAAAAAGCUCAGCUUUACAGAAUGAC
Molecule: messenger RNA, 2101 nt
Organism: Coregonus clupeaformis (lake whitefish)
Lineage: Eukaryota; Metazoa; Chordata; Actinopteri; Salmoniformes; Salmonidae
Gene: ripk3
Product: receptor-interacting serine-threonine kinase 3
Exons: 13
Coding region: 230-1693 (487 amino acids)
Biological process (GO): protein phosphorylation
Molecular function (GO): JUN kinase kinase kinase activity; ATP binding
Source: RefSeq, a predicted model, not a curated record